Salvia miltiorrhiza (redroot sage) is the source of this 878-nucleotide messenger RNA. RefSeq names its product 60S ribosomal protein L12. The transcript has a single exon. NCBI's taxonomy places the organism in Eukaryota, Viridiplantae, Streptophyta, Magnoliopsida, Lamiales, Lamiaceae. Gene Ontology annotation, biological process: translation. The record is from RefSeq and is a predicted model, not a curated record. The coding region runs from base 171 to 671 and encodes 166 amino acids. Gene Ontology annotation, molecular function: large ribosomal subunit rRNA binding; structural constituent of ribosome. Gene Ontology annotation, cellular component: ribosome; cytosolic large ribosomal subunit.
GGAGACUCCGGUAGGCCCAAACCAACGAAAAAGGGCAAAAUCGUCACUUAAGCACAUCAUCUCCGCAAAACCCUAGCUAAAUAUAACUCAAAUCCCAAACAAAGCAAACACCUAUUAUUCGCCUCCUCCUCCACAAAACCCUACACCCAGCCGCCGCCUGAUCCGUCAAAAUGCCGCCGAAGUUCGACCCUUCCCAAGUAGUCGACGUCUACGUGAGGGUAACCGGCGGCGAAGUCGGCGCGGCCUCUUCCCUGGCCCCCAAAAUCGGUCCUCUAGGUCUCUCCCCAAAGAAGAUCGGUGAGGACAUCGCCAAGGAAACCGCCAAGGACUGGAAGGGCCUCCGCGUUACCGUCAAGCUCACCGUCCAGAACCGUCAGGCCAAGGUCACCGUCGUCCCCUCUGCCGCCGCCCUGGUCAUCAAGGCGCUCAAGGAGCCCGAGCGCGACCGCAAGAAAACAAAAAACAUCAAACACAAUGGUAACAUUUCCCUCGAUGAUGUCAUCGAGAUCGCCAAGGUCAUGAGCCCUAGGUCCAUGGCUAAGGACUUGAGCGGCACCGUGAAGGAGAUUUUGGGGACUUGCGUCUCCGUUGGCUGUACGGUCGAUGGGAAGGAUCCUAAGGAUCUGCAGCAGGAGAUCACCGACGGAGACGUCGAGGUUCCUCUCGAUUGAUCGAGUUUCGUCGGAUUGGUAUCUUUUCGGUUUGGAUUUUGUUACUUUAGCUUGCUUUUGUACGUUUUAAUUUUGUUUUGAUCGAGUGAUUUGUUGCGGAUAAUGACAGUUUCUGCAGCUGAUUUUACUCGGAUAUAAUGAGACUAAGUUUAAUUUUGAUAAACCUUGUUUUCAUUAGUUGAUAAUUAUGGAUGGAUAGUUGUGCAA